GCGCGCUGCUGAGCGGCUGGAGCCAAUACACUACAUUUCCCAGAGAGCCGCGGGGCGGCGUGACGCAUGCGCGCUGCUCUCGCCCUGUGCUCGGCCGCUGCACUUGGCGAUUGCGCUUGGCCCCAGGAGCGUGCCGGGGCAGCAUGUCGGCUGCGCUGAGGUUCGACGGGCGCGUGGUGCUGGUGACUGGCGCCGGGGGAGGAUUGGGUAGAGCAUAUGCUCUGGCUUUUGCUGAAAGAGGAGCUUCAGUAGUUGUGAAUGAUCUGGGAGGUGACUUCAAAGGACAUGGCAAAAGCUCCUCAGCGGCUGACAAAGUUGUUGAAGAAAUAAGAGCAAAAGGAGGAAAAGCAGUAGCUAACUAUGAUUCAGUGGAGGCUGGUGAGAAGCUUGUGCAGACAGCCCUUGAAGCUUUUGGGAGGAUAGAUAUUGUUAUAAACAAUGCUGGGAUUCUGAGGGACCGUUCAUUUGCUAGGAUAAGUGAUGAAGACUGGGAUAUAAUUCAUAGAGUUCAUUUGAAGGGAUCAUUCCUGGUAACCAGAGCUGCAUGGAAUCAUAUGAAAAAUCAGAAGUUUGGAAGAAUAAUUAUGACUUCUUCAGCUGCUGGAAUAUAUGGCAACUUUGGUCAGGCAAACUACAGUGCUGCAAAAAUUGGUCUUUUGGGUCUUUCAAAUACACUUGCAAUUGAAGGCAGAAAAUACAACAUCCACAGUAACACAAUUGCACCUACUGCUGGGUCGAGGCUGACUCAGACUGUCAUGCCACAGGAUAUGGUGGAUGCUUUCAAACCAGAAUAUGUGGCUCCCUUAGUUCUUUGGCUUUGCCAUGAGAAGUGUCAGGAGAAUGGCAGUCUGUUUGAGGUGGGAGCCGGAUGGAUUGGUAAAUUGCGCUGGGAGCGAUCCCUGGGUUCCAUUGUCAGGGAGAAGAAUCAUCCGAUGACACCAGAGGCUGUGCAAGAUAAAUGGGAGAAGAUCUGUGACUUUGAUAAUGCCAGCAAGCCCCGAACUAUCCAAGAGUCAGUAAGCAUACUGAAUGAUGUGCUAAGUCAAAUAGAAUCUGAAGGAGUUUCCAUGAAUCCCACAAGCUAUACUAGAUUCGCUUCUUCAGGCUUUGACCCAAGCAAAUGUGUUGGCCAAAAGUUGCCCACAGUGGUUUAUAAUUAUACUCACUUGCAACCGAUUUUGUACGCUCUUGGUGUUGGAAUGUCAACCAAGGAUCCAGACCAUCUAAAAUUUGUUUUCGAAGGCAGUGAAGAGUUCUGUUGUUUACCUACGUUUGGAGUCAUCCCAGCUCAGGCAUCUCUGUGGGAUGGUGGACUUUCUAGUGUUCCAGGACUCAACAUUGACUUCACAAAGCUACUGCAUGGUGAGCAAUAUCUGGAGUUGUAUAAACCACUUCCAACUUCAGGACCAUUAACUUCAGAAUCAACUAUUGCUGAUAUUCUUGACAAAGGCUCAGGAGCAGUUAUUCUCUUAGAUGUUCGCACCUACUGUGGAAAGGAUCUGUUGUGCUAUAAUCAGUUCUCUCUGUUUAUUGUUGGAGCUGGAGGAUUUGGUGGAAAACGAACAUCAGAAAAGGCAAAGGUAACAGUGAACCCGCCUAAUAGAACACCUGAUGCUGUACUUUCUGAUGUCACUACAGCUGAUCAGGCUGCCUUGUAUCGGCUCAGUGGGGAUUGGAAUCCUUUACAUAUUGAUCCUGGUUUUGCUGCUCUUGGAGGAUUUCAGAAACCCAUACUGCAUGGAUUGUGUUCAUUUGGUUUUGCUGCCAGGCAUGUUUUGAAGCACUUUGCAAAUAAUGAUGUGACCAGAUUCAAGGCAAUUAAGGUUCGUUUUGUAAAACCAGUCUUUCCGGGACAAACUCUGCAAACAGAGAUGUGGAAGGAGGGAAACAGAAUUCACAUUCAAACCAAGGUCAAAGAAACUGGAGAAGUUGCUAUUGCAGGAGCAUAUGUAGAUCUGACAUCAACCCUCGAUAAACCUUCAGCUAAAGAGCCCAUUAAGGCUUCAGGGCUGCAGAGUAACCUUGUGUUUGAAGAAAUUGGUCGCCGCAUCAAAGAGGUUGGAAAUCAGCUGGUAAAGAAAGUAAAUGCCAUAUUCCAGUGGGACAUCACUAAAGAUGGAGAGACAGCAGCACAGUGGACUAUUGACUUAAAGAAUGGUUCUGGUGAGGUGUAUCGGGGGCCAGCACAGGGUUCUGCUGACACCACUUUCACCCUUUCGGAUCAAGACUUCAUGGAGGUGGUCCUAGGCAAGAUUAAUCCACAAAAGGCAUUUUUUUCUGGUAAACUAAAAGUGAAAGGUAACAUCAUGCUGAGCCAGAAGCUGGAGAUGAUUCUUAAAGACUAUGCCAAACUCUGAACUGCUAGAUGGCCCACUUCAAUAGUCCCCUAAGAAGAACAGGAAUGGCUGUCAUUUCAGAAACAGGCCUUGAAUCUUUAUGCACAUUUCUUGUUGUCUAUGUUCUGAUUCACUGUAUUGCUAAUAUGUUUCCUUGAUUGUUGCAGAUACAAAAACCUGAUAUAAAUCUGUUUAACACACUCAUUUUCUCUGUUCCUCAGUAAAAGUUUGAAUCAUAAUUUUCUCAUAUUGUAACUUCAUUUAAAUAAAACUUGCAUAGUUCUUACAAAAUACAUAUUUCUAUAUCAGUUAUAAAGAAAAUUAAAUCAUUAAAAUGCUUUGAUACCUCC
This is a messenger RNA of Mauremys reevesii (Reeves's turtle), 2686 nucleotides long. It is a transcript of the gene HSD17B4, whose product is annotated as hydroxysteroid 17-beta dehydrogenase 4. The transcript has 24 exons. The coding region runs from base 144 to 2357 and encodes 737 amino acids. NCBI's taxonomy places the organism in Eukaryota, Metazoa, Chordata, Testudines, Geoemydidae. Gene Ontology annotation, molecular function: oxidoreductase activity. The record is from RefSeq and is a predicted model, not a curated record.